CAACAUAGAUACAGUGACAGGUGACAGCGUGUUUUCCGCUUCUGUAGAUGUGAAAAUCGAACAGGAAUAGCAAUUUUUGAAAAAGCCCUAGUCGUGAUUUUUUUCAGCGAAAGGGUACUGCCGAGUGUUCGAACGUAUAGUCAUGCAAAACGUAAUUAACACAGUGAAAGGUACGGCGCUUGGAGUUGCAGAAUAUCUUACACCAGUGCUUAAAGAUUCAAAAUUUAAAGAAACUGGAGUUUUAACCCCAGAAGAAUUUGUUAAAGCUGGUGAUCAUUUGGUUCAUCAUUGCCCUACAUGGCAGUGGGCAACUGGUGAUGAAUCUAAAAUAAAACCUUAUCUCCCAAAAAAUAAACAAUUUUUACUCACAAGGAAUGUUCCUUGCUAUAAGCGUUGCAAACAAUUGGAAUACACUGAGCAAGAAAAAAUAGUUCAGCCAGAGGAUGGUGAAGGUGGAUGGGUUGAUACACACCCUGCCAAUGAAAACUCAACUGAAGGAUCUGCAACAGCAGAAAUGUCAAGCGAAGAAAAGAGUGAUAUGGAAGAGGCUGAUGAUAUGCAAAAUAAUUUGGGGAAUGCCAUAGCUGAUCUUGCCCUUGCUGAUGAUGAUGAUGGUGAGGCUGCUGUGAUGGAAGACAGUGAUCUAGAAGAUGAGGAUGAUGAAGCAGAAGUCAAGCCAACCUUUGACCGCGAAAAAGUAAAACCGAAAUUAACUGAGCCAAGUGGAGAAAUUAUUCAAACUAGAACGUACGACCUAAACAUAACAUACGAUAAAUACUAUCAAACGCCUCGCCUGUGGGUUUCCGGUCACGACGAGAAUCGUCAUCCGUUAUCAGUCGAACAAAUGUACGAGGACGUCAGCCAGGAUCACGCCAAAAGGACAGUAACAAUGGAGACUCACCCGCACAUACCAGGCCCCCCUAUGGCUUCUGUUCAUCCGUGCAGGCAUGCUGAAGUCAUGAAGUUCUUUAUCCAAACUGUUACAGAAGGUGGAAGAGAGUUAGGUGUACAUAUGUACUUGAUCAUCUUUCUGAAGUUUGUUCAAGCCGUUAUUCCUACUAUUGAAUACGAUUACACACAGAACUUCACAAUGUAAUCAAAUAUGGAGGAAUCUUUAAGCCAUUUCUUGUUUGAUUUUUUCUUAAAGAAUCUUGUCAUACAACCUGAUGCAUAGGCUAUUGUUUUUAGAUUAAAAUACACCUUGUAUUUGCA
Molecule: messenger RNA, 1212 nt
Organism: Daphnia carinata
Lineage: Eukaryota; Metazoa; Arthropoda; Branchiopoda; Diplostraca; Daphniidae
Gene: Atg3
Product: ubiquitin-like-conjugating enzyme ATG3
Exons: 7
Coding region: 143-1096 (317 amino acids)
Biological process (GO): autophagy of mitochondrion; nucleophagy; autophagosome assembly
Cellular component (GO): cytoplasmic ubiquitin ligase complex; cytosol
Molecular function (GO): Atg8-family ligase activity
Source: RefSeq, a predicted model, not a curated record